Messenger RNA from Rhizophagus irregularis DAOM 181602=DAOM 197198, 1370 nucleotides. The record is from RefSeq and is a predicted model, not a curated record. NCBI's taxonomy places the organism in Eukaryota, Fungi, Glomeromycota, Glomeromycetes, Glomerales, Glomeraceae.
UUGGUAUCUUUAUCCCUUGUGACCAUAUGAUUGAGACAAAAGGCUUAUCUAUUCUACCUCGACCUUGUGAGGUUCCUUGUCCUAUAGUAAUGUUUAAUAAGAGAUAUGGAUGUGGCUUACAUUUUUUUCACAAAUACCCAGCUGCAAUAGCUUUUGUACGAAACGAACAUGGUGAUUUUACAUGUAGUAAUCAACAUCAAAAUAAACAGUUCCACGCUAAUUUGACAUUUGACCGAUGGAUAAAAAAAGAAUCAAAAUCGAUAUUCUCCUCAAGAACGGGCAUCUCUUAUAACUCAAAAUAUGUUGUUUGCAAUUCAAAUCGUAAACUCAGACCUGGACGUACUCACAUUUAUCACAAACUUAUGAAUAACUUCCAACUAACUCCAAGUCCUAAUCUGAGGACAGCUAAAAAGCAGCAAAUUAGAUUCGAACGCUCUUGUCAUCGUAUCUUAUCACAAGAAGUUACUAAACCAGGAGCUGUUUCCAGUACAUCAACGAAACUGGCCACGGCUAAAAAAGGACGAUUCCUUUUCUUACCAUCUCAAAAAUUUACGACUCCUCUCAAACACUUACGUUAUAAGAAAACUGUUGAUAUUCCCAAACAAAAGGAUUAUAAUUUUACUAUUCCUCAUUAUUUUGGUACUAAUACGAAUACGACCAGCCGACCAAAGGCUACAAGUAAUUUUUCCAUUGCCACAGCUACGACUUCAGCUUCAGUUCUUAACAAUGAAAUAUUAUAUACGGUCGCUCCUUAUAAUCCUACUCCGGACAUGUUUAUUCCUCUCAAAUAUCGAGAUAUAAUACCACCUGAUCCUAUUUAUGAUCAUUUUGGUUCAUUUAUUGCCCUGGCUUUAGGGAAUGAUACCCAUGAUGAACGCCUUAGAAAAGCAGAUGAUGCUAAAUUUACCGCUAGAAUUGAUGAACUUACUGUUGAAGGUGAAGCUUCUAGAGUUCGUUAUCAACAGCAUCUAGAAGAACGUUCAAAGGAAAUAACCGAUCUUAUAAUACAAGAAGAUAUUAGAAUUCAUGAUUUAGCCUUAUACCAUGGCACUAGUUCUAAAAACAAAAAGAAAAGCAAAAAGAAGAAACUCUUACAAUCGGAAAUAGAUUCUUUUUUUAUUAACUACCCUGGCGUAUUAGCUCCUCUUAGUUUAAAGUGUAUUACCACACGAUCAGUAUUCUUUUAUAAGGAUAAUACACUCCCUACCGAGUCAUCCACGUCCGAUGACACCAAAGAAAUUGAAUACCGUCCUUCGAAACAUAAUGAUCGCAACUUUGAUAAUAACUCGAGUUCUUAUGGCAUACGUAAACGCUCUCGCCUAGAUACUCCUUUAGCUCUUGAUUCUGAGCAGGCAGGAUCGUCUAAAUAA